Molecule: messenger RNA, 2454 nt
Organism: Bufo gargarizans (Asiatic toad)
Lineage: Eukaryota; Metazoa; Chordata; Amphibia; Anura; Bufonidae
Product: sodium/glucose cotransporter 4-like
Exons: 17
Coding region: 1-2454 (817 amino acids)
Biological process (GO): transmembrane transport
Cellular component (GO): plasma membrane
Molecular function (GO): D-glucose:sodium symporter activity
Source: RefSeq, a predicted model, not a curated record
AUGGACAACGCUACAGAGGCUCCGUCUGGUGAUCCUAAAUAUGCCACCUUUGAGAUCCCUGAUAUAGUUGUUGUGGUGGUUUAUUUUGUUUUCUUCAUUGGAGUUGGAAUAUGGUCCUCUGUCCGUGCAAGUCGGGGAACAGUAGGAGGAUAUUUCCUAGCCGGAAGAACAAUGACCUGGUGGCCUAUUGGUGCUUCGUUAAUGUCCACCAAUGUUAGCAGCAGUCUCUUCGUUGGCAUGGCAGGAUCAAGUGCCGCAGGAGGUUUGGCUGUUGGAGGCUUUGAAUGGAAUGCAUCUUGGGUGCUGGUGGCUCUUGGAUGGAUCUUCGUACCUGUAUAUAUUGCCUCUGGAGUAGUCACUAUGCCACAGUACUUGGAAAAGCGUUUUGGUGGUCACCGGAUUCGUAUCUACAUUUCUGUUCUAUCACUCCUGCUCUACAUCUUCACUAAAAUAUCGACAGAUAUUUAUUCCGGAGCUCUCUUCAUCCAGGUGUCUCUGGGUUGGAACAUCUACCUGUCCACCGUUAUAUUACUAAUAGUCACAGCAGUUUGCACUGUCGCUGGUGGAUUAACUGCAAUUAUCUACAUUCACACCAUGCAAACGGUCAUCAUGGUGGUGGGGGCCUUCGCCCUCAUGUUUAUAUCUUUUAACGAAGUUGGCUGGUACUCCGGACUGCAAGAGAAAUACAUGGAAGCCAUCCCAAAAAUAAUUGUACCUAACACAACAUGUCAUCUGCCCCGUAACGAUUCUUUCCACAUGCUCCGUGAUCCAAUCACUGGGGAUCUACCUUGGCCCGGUCUCAUAUUUGGUCUGACAAUAUUGGCCACUUGGGUUUGGUGCGCUGACCAGGUAAUUGUGCAGAGGUCUCUGUCAGCCAAGAACUUAUCCCAUGCCAAAGGGGGCUCUAUUGUUGGGGGCUACUUGAAAAUCCUGCCGGUGUUCUUUGUGGUACUGCCUGGAAUGAUCAGCAGAGCAUUAUAUCCAGAUGAGGUUGGCUGUGUUCACCCUGACGAAUGCCGGAAAUACUGUGACAAUGAUGUGAGCUGCUCAAAUGUUGCAUAUCCCAAGCUGGUAAUUAGACUGAUGCCUGUUGGAUUAAAGGGUUUAAUGGUAGCGGUAAUUAUGGCAGCUCUAAUCAGUUCUCUCACGUCCAUCUUCAAUAGUGCCAGUACCAUAUUUACCCUCGAUAUCUGGAUACGUAUACGCAAGAAUGCAAAGGAACAAGAGCUUAUGAUUGUCAGCAGGGUCUUCAUUAUCAUUCUGGCGCUUAUCAGCAUCUUGUGGAUCCCCAUAAUACAAGCCUCACAUAAUGGUCUGCUCUUUGACUAUGUACAGUCUAUCACCAGCUACCUCUCUCCACCUGUCACUGCAAUAUUUAUUUUGGCAAUUUUUAUCAAGAGGGUCAAUGAACCUGGUGCGUUCUGGGGUUUGCUUAUUGGCCUGGUGGUAGGCGUGAUACGAAUGAUCAUGGAUUUUGUGUAUGUAGCUCCAAAUUGUGGAGAGGAGGACACAAGACCUUCAGUACUCAAGGAUGUCCACUACUUGUAUUUUGCAAUCAUUCUGUUCGGAUUGACGUCAAUUGUCUGUAUUGCGAUCAGUUUGUGCACAAAAGCCAUACCAGAUGAUAAGCUUGGUCGUAUGACUUGGUGGACUCGAAAAAGAUCUGAUCAAACGGUUUGCCCAAAAGAGGAAAUUAAUGGUUUACAGGAUAUUGCUGCAACAUCUUCAACUAUUCCACCUAUUGAGGAAGAGCCAGAAAGAGACUUGAUGCUACAAGUUGAAACUUUCCAAGACGAUUGUUCUGUUCAUGAGCAGAAAACAAGCAAUGACGGAAAAAAGGAUUCUGCUUCAGCUACUAAAGAAACAAGAAAAUGUGGAAUAUGUUAUAAGCGUUUACCCAGCACAGGAGCUAAACCCUUAUGUAAAGAAUGUACUUCUAAUGUGGUAAAAGCUGAAUCCUCUAGUUUCCUGGAAGAUACCAGGACAUUAGUUAAAGAAGAAGUUCAGUCCUUACUAGCUUCCUGGGAUUCAGCUCCCCCUAAAAACCCUCCUCAAAUCAUCCGUGAUAGUCGCAAUCAGGUGUAUGACUCGGAUUCUGAUGUUUUGGAAGUCUCGGACUUUAAACCGAAUGAAAAAACAUGUGCAUCUUCUGACGAAGAUAAAGAAUAUAAAUCCUCAACACAUUCUUGGUGGAAAAAGUUGUACUUCUGGUUCUGCGGUAUCUCCAUGCAGCCUGAAGCAAAACUUUCCAGAGAAGAAGAGAUGAAGUUUCAGAGCAAGUUGACCAAUUUUAUGGAGGAUGCUACAACUAUUGUUGAGCAAAUCGGACUUCGAUGUGAAUUUCAGGCAAAAGAUUUCAUCACUAUAGUUAAAGAAAAGAAGUCUGCACAUAAUAGCACUGGCAGUGUAGCUGACAGCUGUAUAAAUUUAGAAGCGGGCAAACAUUACAAAUGA